Molecule: messenger RNA, 4494 nt
Organism: Pelecanus crispus (Dalmatian pelican)
Lineage: Eukaryota; Metazoa; Chordata; Aves; Pelecaniformes; Pelecanidae
Source: RefSeq, a predicted model, not a curated record
CGGUUUUCACGCAGGAGCCCAGUGAUGAAUCAGCAGAUAUUGGCUCAAACAUCACACUGCCGUGCUAUGUUCAGGGUUACCCAGAACCAAAGGUUAAAUGGAGACGGCUAAAUGGUGCUUCCCUUUUCUCAAGACCAUUCGCAGUUAGUUCCAUCAGUCAACUCAAAACAGGAGCUCUAUCUAUUAACAGUUUGUGGGUCAGUGAUGAAGGAACUUAUAUCUGUGAAGCUGAGAACCAGUUUGGAAGGAUUCAGUCACGCCCAGCCAUGAUCACAGUAACUGGACUGGUUACACCUCUGAUUGGAGUAAGUCCUGCCACAGCCAAUGUAAUUGAGGGGCAGCAGCUCACUUUGCCAUGUGUACUGCUUGCUGGAAACCCUAUUCCAGACCGGAGGUGGAUUAAAAACAGUAUGGUGCUGGUUCCCAAUCCCUACAUUAAUGUUCGCAGUGAUGGAAGCCUGCACCUUGAAAGAGUUCGGCUGCAGGAUGGCGGUGAUUAUACCUGCAUGGCAAGUAAUGUUGCUGGGACAAGCAACAAAACUACUACUGUUAAUGUGUAUGUUCUGCCUGUUAUUCAACAUGGACAGCAGAUAUUUAGUACCAUUGAAGGAAUCCCAGUAACGUUACCGUGCAAAGCAAGUGGAGUUCCUAAGCCAUCUAUUGUCUGGUCCAAGAAAGGAGAAGUAAUUCUUUCCAGCAAUGUGAAAUUUUCUGCAGGGUCUGAUGGAAGUCUGUAUGUAGUUUCACCAGGGGGUGAAGAGACGGGGGAAUAUUUGUGCACUGCAACCAAUGCUGCUGGUUAUGCUACACGGAAAGUCCAGCUGACUGUCUAUGUGAAACCUAGAGUAUCAAGGCCUGGAGACCAGCAAGGAAAUGCAUAUGAUAAACCCAUAGAGAUCUCGGUAAUUGCAGGGGAAGAUGUCACACUCCCAUGUGAAGUAAAGAGCUUGCCACCCCCCAUAAUUACAUGGGCCAAGGAAAUGCAGCUCAUAUCUCCAUUCUCUCCAAGACACACUUUCCUACCCUCAGGGUCAAUGAAGAUCAGUGAGACACAAGUUUCAGACAGUGGAAUGUAUAUCUGUGUAGCCACAAAUAUUGCUGGGAAUGUGACUCAGUCAGUGAAGCUAAGCGUACAUGUUCCUCCAAAGAUACAGCGUGGGCCUCGAGUUUUGAAAGUCCAAGCUGGCCACAGAGUUGACAUACCCUGCAGCGCCCAGGGGAUCCCUCCCCCAACAAUCACUUGGUUCAAAAGCAGAAGUGCUGUGCCGAUAAAUGGUGGGCAGUUUAUCCACAGCCUGGAUGGAGCUCUAAGCAUCAGCAACAUCCAGCUUCCCGAUGCUGGAACCUACAAGUGUGUCGCUAGUAACGUAGCAGGCAGUGACAUGUCAGAGAUAACGGUACAAGUUCAAGAGUCUCCUACUAUCGAUGAUCUGGACCCUGCAUACAAUAGUCCCUUUCAAGAAAGAGUGGCAAAUCAACGCAUUGCAUUCCCAUGUGCAGCAAAAGGUGUUCCAAAGCCUGUCAUCAAAUGGCUACGUAAUGGAAGAGAGCUAACAGGCAGUGAACCAGGGAUUUCAAUUCUGGAUGAUGGGACACUGCUGAUCAUAGCUUCUGUUACACCUUCUGAUAAUGGAGAGUAUAUCUGUGUGGCAACCAACGAAGCUGGAAGCACAGAAAGAAAAUACAAUCUGAAAGUUCACGUUCCUCCUGAAAUUAGAGAUCAAGAAAAGGUGACAAAUACAUCUGUCGUUGUUCAUCACCCUGUAAGUCUCUUCUGUGAAGUAUCUGGUAACCCCUUUCCAAUCAUCUCCUGGUAUAAAGAUGAUAUCCAGGUUGUGGAAAGCAGUACUCUCCAGAUUUUGCACAAUGGGAAGAUACUGAAGCUCCUUAAAGCUGCUACUGAUGAUGCUGGACAAUAUUCAUGCAAAGCCACAAAUGUAGCAGGAAGUUCUGAGAAGCUGUUUAACCUAGAUAUACUAGUUCCACCAACUAUAAUGGGUGCUGAUACCCCUGGUGAAAUUGCAGUCAUCCUCAAUCAGGAAAUCAGUCUGGAAUGUAGAGCCAAAGGCUUCCCUUUUCCUGACAUUCACUGGUUCAAAGAUGGCAAGCCCUUGUUUUUGGGUGAUCCCAAUGUUGAGCUUCUGGACAAAGAUCAAGUUCUACACAUAAAGAGUGCUCGAAGGAUUGACAAAGGUCGUUAUCAGUGCAGCGCCACCAACGCUGCUGGCAAACAAGUUAAGGAGGUCAGGCUGAUCAUCCAUGUCCCUCCUAGUAUUAAAGGAGGGAAUAUUACCACAGAGUUGUCAGCACUUCUUCACAAUCUUAUACAUUUGGAAUGCGAAACCAAGGGAAUCCCUGUUCCUACAAUUACAUGGUACAAAGAUGGACGCCCAAUUAUUUCCAGCCCCCAAGCUCUGUAUGUGGAUAGAGGGCAAUUCCUGCAGAUACCUCAGGCCCAAGUAUCAGAUUCUGCAAAGUACACUUGCCGUGUGACCAAUGCUGCUGGAGCUGCUGAAAAAAUAUAUGACGUGGAUGUCUAUGUUCCUCCAGUAAUUGAGGGCAACGCUGACACAGCCCAGAACAGGCAGGUGGUUGCUGGCAAUUCACUGAUGUUAGAGUGUAAAGCUGCUGGCAACCCUCCGCCCCUCCUGACCUGGUUAAAAGAUGGUGUGCCUGUGAAAGCAAGCGACAAUCUCCGCAUUGUAUCUGGAGGGAAGAAGCUGGAGAUUCUGAACGCUGUUGAGGCUGAUCGGGGCCAGUAUUUGUGUGUGGCCACAAGCAUAGCUGGAGAACAACAAAUCAAAUAUGAAGUUGAAAUCUUAGUCCCACCAUUUGUGGAAGCUGGGGGUGAGCUCUUGGACUACAUUGUGAUUCUCCAUAGCCCUUUGGAGUUGGAUUGUUCAGCAACAGGCACACCCUCACCAACUAUCACGUGGUUGAAAGAUGGUCAACCGGUUGAAGAGGGAGCUGGACAUAAGUUCUUAUUAAAUGGACAAAAACUUCUCAUCUCUCGAGCUCAAGUGUCAGACACUGGCCGCUAUAAAUGUGUGGCUGCAAAUAAGGCAGGACAACAUGAAAGGGAAUUUGAUGUUACUGUGCAUGUUCCUCCAACCAUCAAAUCAGCUGGGACUUCCGAGAGAGCUGUUGUGAUAUACAAGCCUGUGAUGCUGCAGUGCAUAGCCAAUGGUAUUCCCAGCCCUUCCAUAACUUGGUUAAAAGAUGGUCAACCAGUAAACACAGCCAGAGGAAAUAUAAGACUGGAGUCUUCAGGCCGUAUUCUGCAAGUUGUCAAGGCCCUGCUUGAAGAUGCUGGCCGAUACACUUGUGUGGCAACAAAUGCUGCAGGAGAAGCCCAACAGCACGUUCGGCUUCAUGUGCAUGAACCACCCAGUCUGGAAGAUGCAGGGAAAAUGUUAAAUGAAACAGUGGUGGUGAAUAAUCCAAUCCAUCUUGAAUGCAGAGCGUCUGGGAACCCUCUGCCAGCUAUCACAUGGUACAAAGACAAUCAUCCACUUACCAGUGCUGCAAGUGCUGCUUUUCUGAACAGAGGGCAAGUUCUGCAGAUUGAGGGUGCUCAGAUCUCCGACACUGGCAUUUACAAGUGUGUGGCUGUCAACACAGCGGGCACAGCUGAGUUGUUUUACAGUCUUCAGGUUCAUGUCCCACCAUCAAUCUCUGGCAGCAGUGACAUGGUGACAGUCGUGGUUAAUAAUCUGGUGCGACUGGAGUGUGAAGCAAGAGGCAUCCCUGCGCCUAUUCUGACGUGGCUAAAAGAUGGUAGCCCUGUUUACAGUUUUAGCGAUGGACUCCAGGUUCUGUCUGGAGGCCGAGUCUUGGCAUUGACUAGUGCUCAGAUCAGUGACACAGGAAAAUACACUUGUGUUGCAGUGAAUGCUGCGGGCGAAAGCCAGAGAGAUACUGAUCUCAGAGUUUAUGUUCCACCAAACAUCAUGGGGGAGGAACAAAACGUCUCUGUGCUCAUGAGCCAAGCAGUGGAGCUGCUCUGCAAGAGCAAUGCUAUUCCCCCACCUGUGCUGACAUGGCUCAAAGAUGGUCGACCCUUGCUGAAAAAGCCAGGUCUUAGCAUCUCUGAAGAUGGAAGCGUACUGAAGAUUGAAGGAGCUCAAGUACAGGACACUGGCCGUUACACUUGUGAAGCGACAAAUGUUGCUGGGAAAACUGAAAAGAACUAUAAUGUCAAUAUUUGGGUAUCACCAAGUAUUUAUGGAUCAGAUGACAUCUCUCAUCUGACAGUAAUUGAAGGGAGCUUGAUAAGCCUGAUAUGUGAGUCUAGUGGCAUCCCACCAGCCAGUCUUACCUGGAAAAAGAAUGGCUCUCCACUGGUGGCUGACCUUUCCGGAAGGGUGCGGAUAUUAUCUGGAGGCAGACAGCUACAGAUUUCAAUUGCUGAAAAGUCUGAUGCUGCAUCUUACACUUGUAUUGCUUCAAAUGUAGCUGGAAGUGCAAAGAAAGAAUACAGUUUGCAAGUAUAUG